AUGUCGGCUACUUCCGUGCACUCGCCGCUAAGUAGCGGGACGUACACGCUAUCAGCAGACUCGUUAAUAGCUGGAACUCUCUCCGUAGCCGCGGUUCUUCUGCCAAUCCAGUUCGACAGGAUGUUCUGCCUCGUCGUGCUCGCAGCGCUCCUGCUGCUGUCGCUAGCGUUUCUCAGACGGUCCUCGAGUCGCCAUAACGAGCUCUCGCUCGAGUGGGAAACCGGCCGGCGAAAAGCGAGGCAGCCGUUUAAGCGGUCUCCGGAAUUUUACUCGCGAAGACAGUAUAGGAGUGACAGGGCGCGAGUCGAGACAAAUAGCUGUCUGGCCUUGUCCGCUCACGACUUGCACUGGGAAUACUACGGUGUGACGUCAUCAGAGGACUAUUUCAUCAACUCGCGAGGCGUCGAGCUCUUCACGAAGCAAUGGCUUCCCAUCGACGGUCGUCUGCGUGGCGUUGUCUUUUACUGCCACGGCUACGGCGACACCUGCUCGUACGCGUUUGAGGACGUCGCGAUACGGUUGGCUGCGUCCGGUUACGCGGUAGAAUCUUUGGAUUACGAAGGUUUUGGCCUGUCUGCGGGGCUGCACGGGUUUAUUCCGCGAUUCGACAACCUCGUGGAUGACGUCACGGAAUUCACUGCUUCGCUGAGAGCUCGGCCAUCCCUCGCGCACCUCCCGUUCUUUCUCUACGGCGAGUCCAUGGGCGGAGCAGUGGCGCUCCUCACGCAUCUGCGCCAGCCGUCCUCGUGGCAGGGCGCAAUCCUCGCAGCUCCCAUGUGCAAGAUCGCACCAGAGAUGAUGCCUCCUAAACCCGUCGUCACCACCUUAUCCCUCCUCGCGAGCAUCUUCCCGCGAGCAAAGCUGGUCCCGACCAGGGAAAUUGCAGAGAUCGGGUUCCGGGAUCCAGUUAAAAGGACGAGACUGUGCGAGAAUCCGGUGGGGUAUGGCGGGAAGCCGAGGCUACAAACGGCGCUACAGAUGCUGAAGGCGACGCAGCGGAUUGGCCGGGAUCUGGAUAAGGUUUCGCUGCCGUUUCUCCUGAUGCACGGUGCAGCAGAUGCGGUCACGGAUCCUGCAGUUAGUGAGGCGCUUUUCCAGCAGGCUUGUAGCGGGGAUAAGACUUUUAGGCUGUACGAGGGAUGCUGGCAUGGGUUGACGACAGCAGAGCCUGAUGACGUGAUUGCGAGAAUUCUGGACGAUAUGGUUUCCUGGUUACACGCCCGAAGCUUGCAUCCGAGCCUCCUGCCAAGUUUCCGGCUCAAUGCGUAUGCUGCUGCGGCUGCGGCAGCUGCUGGGUGGUCCUCGGUGGCCGCCAUGGAUGCAACCGCCAUCAGUGCACGCUUUCCGGAGCUCUCCACCUCCUCCGUCAUGCACGCUCGCUCGAGGGUUUCGUGUUGUUCCUUGACUUCGUCGGAGUUCGCCGGCGCACGCCUUGCCCCGUUAAGAGUGAACUCGCUUUCCUCUAACAAGCCCAGAGCAGCACCGGUCCUCGUCACCGCGAAUAUGAAGAGGAACCCGAAGCGACUCAAAUACGCGGGAGGCUCACGGCCGGCCAACGAAGUGGACGUGGUGACCGUUGACCCGUCAGGCUCCGAUGCUUCGUGGAAGCUCCGUGGAAUAGCGGAUUUGAUCAAGGAAGGCGCCGUUGGGCUCAUUCCGACUGACACUGUAUAUGCCCUGGUUUGUGACGUCAAGAACCGAGACGCCAUUGACAGACUCUACCGCAUCAAGCAGUUGGACCCCAAAAAGCCUCUGAGUAUCCUCUGCCGCAAUUUCCAAGACAUUGACACCUACACAUUGGGCUUUCCCCGUGGCAACGGUCAUGGGCAGACAAACAUUUUCCGGGCUGCCCGACAAUGCCUACCUGGACCUUACACGUUCAUUCUCAAGGCGAGCAAGGCCAUGCCGAAGCAGUGCACGACAUUCGGCGGCAGUGCAGUAGCGCACUGUGCGCCCAGGAAGAGCGUGGGGGUGAGGAUGCCUCUGGACCCCAUCUGCCAUGCUCUGCUUGAACUCCUGGACGAUCCUCUCCUCUGCACCAGUGCCACCAAGAGCUCAGAUGAUCGCUGGCUGCUGGACCCCUCAGUGGUUGGACUCACCUACCGUUCUGAAGAUGGUGCAGAGGGUGUGGAUUUCAUUGUGGACGGAGGCGCUCGCAUGCCAGAGCCAUCCACAGUGGUGGAUAUGACAGGCGACAGGCCAGUGCUGCUGCGGCGAGGACAGGUGGUGACAAUACCGGAUGACGGAUCUGCCAAUAGAGACAAUCAGAGCAGCAAAGGCAAGGAUGUGAAUGUAGAGAGGAGCAAAACGAGAUGGUGGGAGGCUGCAGGAAGAGGAGGAUGGAGAGGAAGGGAGAGUCCAAGCGGAAAGGGAAAGGAUGGCAUUGGCGCUAAGGGGUCGCGAGGAACGGAGGGAGGAAGCGGGAGGUUGAAUGCAAGAGGCAACGGUAGAGGACGGGGGAGCGUAGGCAUUCUGGAGAACCAAUCAACAGCGAGCCGAUCAGCAACGAGCCAAUCAGGAGCGGCAGGCCAAUCCGUAACAGCGGGGACAGGGGAGAGGCAGCUGGCGGUGGGAGAAGAGAUUGGUCAUCUGUCAAGGGCAGUGGCUCAGGUUCUGGCUCCAGUCAUGGAUCAACAUGGUGACGUGAUAUUCGAGGGCGUCAUCACCUCUACCCCAUCCUCCCCUCUCUGCCGUGUCCUUGUCAAAAUUACUCCGUUCCUCCACCACACACCUUCGCCAGACACACCCAGCCUUCCCCCUCCAGCCAGCACCUCACAAUCAGCAGUCAUCCACACCCCUUCACCAGUCACACCCAGCCUUCCUCCCGCAGCCAUCUCGUCACAGCCAGCAGGCAUCCACACACCCUUUCCAGGUUCAGCCAGCCUUCCUCCCCCAGCCAUCUCCUCACAACCAGCAGGCAUUCACACACCUUCCCCAGACACAGCCAGCCUUCCUCCUCCAACCGUCACCUCAGAACCAGCAGGCCCACGUGGCACCUGUGUGCCUUCCGCUUCCAGAGCCUCAUUUCUCUCCACGUGGCAGUUUGUCAUAGAUGCCACGUCACUAGUCCAAAAGCCCGUGUGGACCGAGGAAGGGGAAGGAGAAGUGGAGAUGGAAGGAUGGGGAGGAGAAGGGGAGAUGCGAGUGAGGAACUUCAGCGUGAUGCUGAGAACUGUGUUGGAAUCAGAUGGGCACCUCUUUUUACCCGAGGAGAAGGAGCUGUUGGGCCCCUGGUUCCUCCUCUCCUCUCUUACCAAGUACCUUUCAGACUCCUCAACGUUACUUUCUCCCUGCUCUUUCCCGUUCUCCACUCCAAUCUCUCUUUCUCACCUCCCCACCACCCUCCCAGGCCCCUGGUUCCUCCUCUCCUCCCUUACCAAGUACCUUCCAGAGCUUCCACCUGUCACUUCAGCAUCCACAGCAGCAGCAGCAGCAGCAGCAGCCAGAGGAUCAGCCACAGCAGCAGCAGUGGAGGAGGAGAGAGCAGGGUCAGCAGCUGCUGCUCUUCACUCGGCUGUGCUCUCCCUUUGCGCGGCGGAGUGGUGCGAGUCUGGGCUUGAACAGGACUGGCCACCCCCUCCGUCUGAGGAGCCAGAAGGACCGGCUGCAGCAGUGUCACCAGCACCAGCACCAGCACCAGCAGCAGCAGCAGCAGCAGCAACCGCAGCAGCGGCAGCAGCAGCGGCAGCAGCAGCGGAAGCGAGCAGGGUGACAGCACCAGCUGCUUCAGACACAUUUUUAAGUGCACCUGGAAGCAUGCUAACUCUCGAAGCAGCAGUGGCAGUGACUCACCGCCUGCUGCCCUUGCACCACCUGCGCUCCCUCGCUCUCUCCUUCAACCUCCAGGCACAAGCUCUCAAAUGCCAUCCUCGCCCUCUCUGGCACAAGCUCUCACGCGCCAUCCUCGCCCUCUCUGGCCCCUGCCUCCGCAUCUCCCCUCGCAUCACCCGCCUCCUUGCCCGAGUACAGCUCCCGUCCCAUGCUGUACACCCCGUUCCUCUCAAACAAUACACCCUUGGCUUCAUCUCCACCCCUGUUUCCCCUUCCUCAUCCCAGCGUCUCUUCUUCCUCAACUCCUCACAAUCCCUCACCAACCGUCUCUUCUUUCUCAACUCCUCCCAAUCCCUCACCACCUUUCUGCUCGUCGAUCUCGGCUUGCGUCGCUACCCCUCCUACCGCUGUGACCGAUCUGCACCGAUCUUCACCUCUCGGGAGGAGCUUUUAGCGUACGAGCAGGUUAGUGCUCUCCAUUUGAAGGCGUGUGAAGUGUUGGAAACGGUGGAGAGGAUUGUUGGGGUGAAUUCAUCGGUGGAGGGAGACAGGCAGGGGCGAGCGGCAGGAGGAGCAGGGCCGAACGGAGUGGGAGGGAAGGCAGGAGGUGGGAGAGGGAGCGGAAGUGGGAGCGGCAGCGGAGGUGGGAGAGGGAGUGGAAGUGGGGGUGGAAGUGGUGGGAGUGAGAAGCGGAAAGCGGCACAAAAUGUGGGAGAAGGGAGGAUGGAAAGGGGAGGGGAGAGGAGUGGAGGUGGUAAGAAGACGAGGCUUUCUGAGGAUUGUGCAGAUAAGGUCGGGGAAAAUGGUGGUGAGGAGGGCGAGGAGGCGGAGGAGGGGGGGCAGAGGGUGACAGGAGAGAAGAAGGGAGACGAGGAUGGGUUAACAGAGGGGGAGGAUCCGCAGCAGGAGAGGAGGGAGGAGGAAGAGGAAGAGGAAGAGGAGGAGGAAGAAGAGGAGGAGGAUGUGGAAGAGUUGGUGCUAAUGGCAGCACUGGCAGGAGCGAGGCAGCAGCUUCAGCAAAGGGAAGGUUCACCUGAGGGAGGUUUAUCUGAGGAGGAUAUAAGGCCGUGGAAUCAAGUUUUCUUAUUCGACGAUGAGGCACGGGUCUUGAAGCACGGAUCUUGGAAAGAUCGGUUCACAGCGGGGCGCGUGUAUGCGGAGGUGCUGUGGCGAGGCGUGGGGUGGUUUGAGAAGCAGAAGAGGUACAACCAGGCAGUAUCAGACCUGAGGCUGCUCGCUGCUUCUCCCUCCUACCCCAGGGCCCGCCUAGGCGCCCUCUUCCUGCGCCUCUCCACUGACCUGGUCCACGUGGGGGAGCUGAAGGAGAGCCUGGAGGCCGCCAGGACGGGAGUGGCGGAGUGCGACAGGGACGUAAACAUGCCGCCAGGGGAUGUGCUGGCGCUGCAGCGCCGGGUGAUAUGGCUGGCGAAGCCGCCCGUUACCUGGAAGCGGCCGAGCUAUGUGUGGACAUUGGAGUGGCGAUGCAAGGAGGUGCGUUAUCAGUGUGCUAUCAAUUUGUACGGUUACGAGUGUGCUCUCAGGCGGGUCGUGUGGCUGGCUGGCGAAGCCGCCCGUCACCUGGAAGCAGCCGAGCUAUGUGUGCCGCCUCGUUUGUCUAUCCAGCCUCCUCACCUCGUCUCACUCACCUUAUCUCGCCCUUCCCCUCUCUCACCUGUGUUCCCUCCCUACCUCCAUACCUCCACACGUCGCAACACCAUACAGAUAAAAAUCGUGGGGCGGCCACUGAACAGGGAGGUGGGCGCGCGAAGCCGCUUCUACAGCAUGGCUCCCGUUACAGUCACACGCCCACCCGCUACAGCCACACCCGGACCUCCCCAGAACUCUGAAAAUCCCCACACGGGAGAAGAUGCAAGAGGCGGCGACUGCGAGGAGGCAGCACCUGUUCCGUGGUGGGACGGGCAGUGCAGCGUAGAGGAGCUGGCAUUGCAGCAUUACGCCAGUGAGGAGGGCGGCGGGUGGAAGGGAGUGCACUGCGAGGGCUCCCUGUGGUCGACCCUGUUCAAGAUGCUUUUCUGGGAUGUCAUCUUCGCGCCUGUUCCCGACGUCUUUCACCAUCCAUUCCAGGCAUCGCCCAGGGAAUUGUGGGACCAGCAGUGGUACGCAGAGUGGAGUAGCAGCAGCAACAGAUGGUGGGACGGGCAUCUUUUGAGGAUGAGGCGCCUCAAAAGGAUGAGGCGCCUCAAAAGGAUGAGGCGCCUCAAAAGGAUGAGGCGCCUCAAAAGCAUGAGGCGCCUCAAAAGGAUGAGGCGCCUCAAAAGCAUGAGGCGCCUCAAAAGCAUGAGGCGCCUCAAAAGCAGCAACAGAUGGUGGGACGGGCAUUGCAGCGUAGAGGAGCUGGCGCUGCAGCAUUGCACCAGCGAGGAGGGAGGCGGGUGGAAGGGAGUGCACUGCGAGGGCUCUCUGUGGUCGACCCUGUUCACGCUUCUCUUCUGGGAUGUCAUCUUCGCGCCUGUCCCUGACGUCUUCCAUCAUCCCUUUCAGACUGCCCCUCUGGACUUUGGUUCCGCACAGUUUGCGUCCAACCGGGCCGCUCUCAUUGAAGCUCGCCUGGUAGAGUUGAUAGGGGGGAAAUGCAGAGGCGAGUGCAUGCAAGUUGGAGGAAUGGGAGGAGAGGGAGGAAUGGGAGGAAUGGGAGGAGAGGUAGGAGUGGGAGUGGGAGGAGUGGGAGGAGUGGGGAGCACAUUUGGUGCUCCGGGUAUGGUCGGCACUCCUGUGGGCGGCACAUUUGGUGCUUUUCCUACAGGCGGCGUUUCUACGGGUGGCACAUUCGGUGCUUUACCUAUGGGCGGCACUCCUGUGGGCGGCACUCCUAUGGCCAGUACUCCUGUGGGCGGCACGCCUGUGGGCGGCACUCCUGUGGGCGGCACACUGGAUUCUUGUCCCAUGGUCGAAGCUUCUGGUGCAUGUGCGCUGGGCGGCACACUGGCGACUGUGAAGCUUCUGAGGGAGCGGUGGCAGGAGCACCACGGCACCAUGUGUGUGGGCCUGGAGCCUUUGAUCGCAAUCUGCGAGCGGCUGGCGGAAGGCUACAGUGCUUGGAGGGGCGGCAUGCCGGACCUGGUGCUCUGGAGGAGACGCCCGGCCGAACCUCAGCUUCGGGCCGCAGUGCAGGCUCGGAGGGACAUUCAGGAGUUGAAUGAGGUGCGAAGGAGUCAAUUGCCCACGUGGUUGGGAGAAAAUGUGCCAAGAGCUCUUCCUUCAGGGUUUUUCAAAGGGACGGGAGGGAAUUGGAAAGGGGGUUUGGGUGGGGGGAUAAGAGGAAAUUACUGGGGGGAGGUAAAGCUGGUGGAGGUGAAAGGGCCGAGGGAUGAGCUGUCUUGCCAGCAGACUGAAUGGCUGAGGGCACUGCAGAGCGAUGGGGUGGAUCACGAGGUGUGCAGAGUGGUGGAGAGGGAGGAGCAGAAGGUGCAGAAGCCGAGGAGGAAGAGAUGA
Messenger RNA from Closterium sp. NIES-65, 7224 nucleotides. NCBI's taxonomy places the organism in Eukaryota, Viridiplantae, Streptophyta, Zygnematophyceae, Desmidiales, Closteriaceae. The record is from the annotation of a GenBank genome assembly.